AUGAAUGUAGGAACAUUUAAUAUAAAAGGUGCAGGGGUGGGUAAAGCAAAGACAGUGAAGGGGCUUUUGUCAAAAUAUGGCUUAAGUUUUAUGGUGAUUCAAGAAACUCAAUUUAGAGAAUUACCUGAAAGAGUGAUUAAAAGGUUCUGGGAUAACUCUACUUUUGAUUACAUUAAAGUAGAUGCAGAAGGUAGGUCAGGUGGGUUGCUACCAAUAUGGAAUCCUGGGGUAUUUAAAAAGAACUCUGAAGUAGUAAGCCAGAAUUUCAUUUUAGUUAGUGGACGGAUAACAGGGGAUCAGGUGGACACAACUAUAGUGAAUGUGUGUGCUCCGACGGUACAGAGCAGUAGAAGACAGUUGUGGAACGAGAUACUGACACUAAAACAGUCAAUCCAAGGUCAAUGGAUGAUACUAGGAGACUUUAAUGAGGUACGUUUUCCUCAAGAUAGGUUCAACUCACAAUUUGAUGUUGGGGGUGCACUAUGUUUUAACAAUUUUAUAAGAAACGCGGGUUUACAAGAAUAUAACAUGGGUGGAAAGAGAUAUACAUUUAUGUCAGGGGCCGGGAAGAAUCUAAGUAAGAUUGAUAGAGUACUAGUGUGUGACUAA
Molecule: messenger RNA, 609 nt
Organism: Helianthus annuus (common sunflower)
Lineage: Eukaryota; Viridiplantae; Streptophyta; Magnoliopsida; Asterales; Asteraceae
Exons: 1
Coding region: 1-609 (202 amino acids)
Molecular function (GO): catalytic activity
Source: RefSeq, a predicted model, not a curated record